Penicillium oxalicum is the source of this 1893-nucleotide messenger RNA. RefSeq lists its product as uncharacterized. The transcript has 2 exons. Bases 1 to 1893 code for a protein of 630 amino acids. Gene Ontology annotation, cellular component: membrane. Lineage: Eukaryota; Fungi; Ascomycota; Eurotiomycetes; Eurotiales; Aspergillaceae. Gene Ontology annotation, biological process: transmembrane transport; oligopeptide transport. Gene Ontology annotation, molecular function: dipeptide transmembrane transporter activity. The record is from RefSeq and is a predicted model, not a curated record.
AUGGCGACCACCGCUAUGUCUCGCACUAGCUCCUCGGACAUUCACGAGCCCAACCCCACCACAAAGACCGCGGAUGAGAAGCUCGUGGAUGCUCAUCGUCCUGAGAAGUCCCUGGUCUCCGAAUCAUACCAUCUCCAGCUAGGUGACGAAGAUCCCACCGACGAUGAGCUCAGCGGCCCCGGUGCGCUGCGUCGUGUCUCAGCCCCAAUUCCCUGGGCUGUCUACACCGUCGCCUUUGUCGAGCUGUGCGAGCGUUUUUCGUACUACGGAACCCAAGUCUUGUACUCCAACUUUGUGAACCACUCCCUGCCUCAGAUCAACGGCCCACCCGGCUCCAACCACUACACCGGUGCCGGUGGUGGUACGGACCAGGGUGUGUCCGGUGCCCUCGGCCGGGGUGUCGAGACUGCUAACGGUAUCAACACGUUCAACACCUUCUGGUGCUACAUCAUUCCUCUGUUCAGUGCCUACAUGGCUGACGAGCACUGGGGUCGAUACAAGACCAUUUGCAUCUCCAUCGGCGUUGCCAUUCUGGGACACAUCAUCCUGGUCCUGUCGGCCAUUCCCCCCAUCAUCACGAACGACACUGCUUGCUUCGCCGUCUUCAUGCUGGGUGUGAUCAUCAUGGGUCUCGGUACCGGUGGUUUCAAGCCUAACAUUUCCGCCCUGGUUGUCGAGCAGAUUCCCGCUGUGAAUCUCAAGGUCCGCACUCUGCCCACCGGCGAGCGCGUCAUCGUCGACCCGACCAUCACCCAGAGCCGGAUCUACCACUACUUCUACCUCUUCAUCAACAUCGGUGCCCUGGUCGGUCAAAUUGGCAUGGCCUAUGCCGAGAAGUACGUGGGCUUCUGGUUGGCUUACCUCCUGCCCACCAUCAUGUUCUUGACCACUCCCUUCAUCAUGAUCUGGGGUCGCAAGCGUUACCGCCAAUCGCCUCCCCAGGGUUCCGUCGUCUCCAAGGCUGCCCGUGUCUUCAUCUUCGUGCUCAAGGACCGCUGGCACUGGAACCCCGUCAAGUUCUGGAAGCGCACCCACGAUGGCACUCUCUGGGAGGCGGCCAAGCCCUCCAACAUUGCCCCCGGUUCUCGCCCUGCUUGGAUGACCUUUGACGAUGCCUGGGUGGAUGAAGUCCGCCGUGGUUUCGCUGCCUGCGCGGUCUUCUGUUACUACCCUCUGUACUGGCUCGCUUACAACCAGUUGACCAACAACUUGACCGCCCAGGCCAGUACCAUGACUCUCAAUGGUGUGCCCAACGACGUGAUCAACAACCUGGACCCCUUCGCGCUGAUCAUCUUCAUUCCCCUCUGCGACACCUUCUUGUACCCCGGUCUGCGCCGUAUGGGCUUCCGUUUCACCGCUCUCAAGAAGAUCACCGUCGGUUUCUGGCUGGCUGCAUUGGCCAUGGUCUGGUCCGCGGUUAUCCAGUACUACAUCUACAAGGACUCCCCUUGCGGUAACAACGCCAACAGCUGUGAGACCGAGAACGGUGCCAUCAUCCCGGCCCCCAUCAAUGUCUGGGCGCAGACCGGCGCGUACGUGCUCAUCGCCCUGUCGGAGAUCUUCGCCUCCAUUACUUCCCUCGAGUACGCCUACUCCAAGGCGCCUCGCAACAUGCGAUCUCUCAUCCAGGCUAUUUCUCUCUUCACCAACGCCAUCUCCGCCGCUAUCGCUGAGGCCCUGAACCCGCUUUCCAGCGACCCUCUGUUGAUCUGGAACUACGGUGUGUUCGCGGUCAUUGCCGCUGUCGGUGGUUGCCUGUUCAUCCUCCAAUUCCGGGACCUGGACAAGGAGGAAGAUGCUCUGAACAACCUGCCCGAGGGUCGUGUCGUUGCCGACGAGAAGCCCAACCCGGGUGCUCUGGUGGCGGCCGAGGUUGGCCCCGUCCGGGGUUAG